This is a messenger RNA of Eucalyptus grandis, 2999 nucleotides long. Its product is annotated as acidic leucine-rich nuclear phosphoprotein 32 family member E-like. Bases 1437 to 2627 code for a protein of 396 amino acids. The record is from RefSeq and is a predicted model, not a curated record. The transcript is spliced from 5 exons. Lineage: Eukaryota; Viridiplantae; Streptophyta; Magnoliopsida; Myrtales; Myrtaceae.
GUCGUAGAUUACUUAGAUGACAAGAGAUUUUGGAUGCAUGAUCAGUUUAGAGAUCUUGGAAGAGCAAUUGCUAAAGAAGAGGGUACUAGGUUGUGGGAUAUAGCCGACAUCAGUUGCGAAUUAAGUUCGAUAGAGAAAAAGCAAAAAGUUCAAGCACUCUGUUUUCGCGAGCGAUGUUAUUGGGAUGUCCCUUGUAGAACUGUCACUGCGAAGCAAAUUAAGCGGUUCCCGAAUCUACAGUUUCUUUGGUUGUCUAGCGUAAACUUGCAAGGCGACUUCGCGAGCUGUCUUUCCAAGUUGAAAUGGUUUUAUUUGUGGCAUCACACUGGAGGCAACGAUGAUCAAGCGCUUAUGCUAACCAAUUUGCAUCUAGAAAACGUGGUUUUGUUGCAUACUUAUGGCUAUGAGUGGACAGAAGAUGCGAUCAAGAGCCUAAUCAAGGAGGCAACGAAGUUGAAGAUUCUCAUCAUUGAGUCAUGUCGUUUGUCACAUGGGACGCCAAUCUUUUCCAAACACUUAGUUUUAGAGAAGUUGAGUUUUCUUUGCUGUUCUUCUUUGAAGAAAAUUAGUUGCUCUAUUAGGAAAUUGAGGUGGCUGACUUACUUAGAAUUUGAGCAUUGUAAGGCACUUGAAAAAUUGCCUGAACAAAUUGGCGGACUAAAGAAUCUUCAGCACCUCUCUUUUGGGGAUUGUCAAAGCUUGAUGGGACUCCCUGACUCAGUUGGCGAACUAAAGAAUCUUCAGCACCUCUCUUUUAGGUAUUGUCAAAGCUUGAGGGGACUCCCUGACUCAGUUGGCGAACUAAAGAAUCUUCAGCACCUCUCUUUUAGGUAUUGUCGGAGCUUGAGGGGACUCCCUGACUCAGUUUCAAAAUUAGAGUCAUUGACGGAACUAGACCUAGAUGUUUGCAAUAAGAUUCAAGAGUUGCUGGAGCUCCCAAAAGUUUGGCCACUCUGAGGCUUGCAUCUUCAUCGUUGCAGAGUAUCCCCGACGUCUCAAACCUUACUAAUCUAGUUGAACUGCUCCUAUCGGAUGGACAGAUUCCUGGUGGUCGUUCAAAUAUAACUCAAUCUUGCGACUUGUCAUGGAUUGGGAGGCUAUUCAAACUGAGAAAGUUAGAAUUGUGCCUUUUAAAUGUCCGUGCAACAUCCAUAGAGUGGGGUUCCCUUUCCUUGCUGGAAGAACUUCGACUCGAUGGACUAGACUUGCAGAAGCUGAAACAACUUCCGUCAAGCUUGAGAGUUCUAAAGCUCAGAUGGACUCAAGUGAAACAAGUGGAACUCGAUGGGCUUCCUAAUUUGGAAGAGUUAAUAAUCGGAAUAUGUGAACGCCUUGCAAAAAUAUCCGUUACAUCAAGUUUGAAUAAACUCAGAGAUGUUGAGGUGUUCGAUUGCCCCAAGCUAGUCGAACUUCAAUUUCACGGUGUCUUAAAAUCGAUGGAGAGUAUAUAUAGUUCGGAUAAUGAAUCUUUAGAGGGGUUGGUUUGUCUAUCGGAGGAGGAGCUAGGAUGCAAUGAGCUACAAGCUCCCGAGUUGACUGAUGGUUGGAGGAGAGUGUCCCUUGUCUCAAGCUCCCUAAAGAUGCUUCGAAAACUCAAUCUGUCAUCUUUCCCAGGGCCACAAGAGAUUCGAUUUGUUUCAACGGUGGAAGCAUUGGAAAUGUUUUCUGUUUCCGAUUGCAGUUCAUUAAAAAGGUUAGGAGGUUUGUCAAACUUGAAGAAUUUGAACAAUUUAAGCAUUUGGUCGUGCCCGACGCUGCAGGUUGUUGAGGGCAUCGACAAGUUAGAGCGUUUGGAGUAUUUGGGGAUUGAUGACUGCAGAUCAGUGGAAAGGAUUUUCGAGUCAUCAAGCUCAAAAAUACCAAAGGAGUGCAAGAUACGGAUACAUGAUUUGGGGCAGCUACCCAGCUCUGGCGACGGGGGAUCAGUCAUCACUUGGGAGUUUUAUAGACAGAUGAUUUUGAAGGCACAAACACAAGCGGCGGACUCUACUAUCGAAACAACUUUCCCCGAAAUAGGGGAUCCUCUAUUGGAACAGCCAGAUGAUGGUGAGGAGGAUAACGAUGACAACAAGGAUGACGGUAGGCAGGAUGACGAUGACGAGGAUGAUGACGAGGACAAUGAAGAUGAUGGCAAGGAUGACGAUGACAACGACAAAGUGCGUGAGGACCAUGAGAACGAUGACGGUGAGGAUGAUGAGGUCAGCAAUGUGCAUUUGUCUCGCGGGUCUUCGCCGGUUUGUUCUGAGGACCAGGAUGAUGACGAUGACGAUAACGAUGACGGCGAGGAUGAUGAGGACAAUAAUUCGCAUGAGGUUUUGCGGUCAUCUCACGGGACUCCACCAGUUCAUUUUGUGAGUGAUAGCGAUGAGAACAAUGAUGUCAACAAGGAUGGCGACGACGACGGGGACGGCGACAAUUAUGGCGACGAGGAUAGGAAAAGGACGAGAAUGAGGAAGAGGAAGAGAGGGAUGAUGAAGAAGCUGAGGAGGAGUCAUCUUGCGGGCAUCCACAAGUUCAUUCCAUGGACAACGAUGAAGAAAAGUAGGAAGGCUAGAGGCGAAGGCGAAUCAAUGGCAACCACAAGAAAGAGGAUGAGAUUGAUGAUGAAGAAGCCGAAUAAGAGGUAAGAGAUGGAAUAGAAUGUGAUGUACUUGGCUUCUUUUUUGCUAUCGAAACAUGGGGCGUGAAGACUGACUAGUAGUUGAAAGUGUACUAGUAGUGCCCAUAUCCGUUCGUUCUCGAGAGUUGAUCGGCGAAGCCACCUCAAUUUCUCGUCUCUUUCAUUUUUCAACAGCUUUUGUUCUUUUCCUUUUCGAUUGUUUAGAUGUUAUUCACUCCUUUCUUUUCUCUCCAUAAAACGAAAAUGGUGUGUAAGUGCCCUAUUUAUGGCACGCGAAUUUGUUUGGAUUUUAUUGGUUAUUCUCUUCUGAUUCAGUGUAUGCAUCUCACUUUGUCGAGAGGUGACGCUUAGGAACAUGCUUCAUGAAUAUGUCUUAGCU